GGUAACACGUUCCCGCCUUCGCGCUUUGGAGCCGCGUCUUCAGUCGCGUCUUUUACCAAAUCCUACUAUGAUCCCCCAGUCCGUCUUUAACUGCGUACUACGUGCAUUAUUCCGCAGGCGGUGCGACAGGCUAUCCUUUCUAGGAAACAAUAGUCAUUGUCUGACAUCGGAUAAUUCUGUCCCUCUAUUCUCCUAUGUAACAUCUAAGACAAGCUAAGCUCUUGACCCGAAUUUGUAAAGCAAACAAACAUCCAUUCAUCCCCCCCGAAGGCAAUCCUGCGCUGCGGCCAUGCCCUCCGCAACAAGUAAGCGCUCUCGUCGCGCUGCAUUCGAUGAUGACGAAGAAAACAACGAUGGGAUCGCCGUCGUCCAAGCUACAUCCAGCCUACGUAAUGAAUCUCAACGAAAGAAGGCACGAAUUUCGAAUGCCGGCCCUAGUAAGAAGUCAGCUCGGGCAUCUCGCCAAGAGAGUGUCACUAGCUCCGACGAUGAUGAGGAGAUGCAGGAGCCGGAAGAGCCCGCUGCGCCGGCUGCAACGCAGUACGAGUUGAUGCGUGAUGCCGGAUUUAGGCAUCUUGAAAAUACCGAAAUAGACGACCAACGAGCGACACAACGUCUGAAGAACCGUCCACAUAUACUGGGUGAGAAUCAGGUAGCACUCAAUGCUAUUAUUGAAAGCAUAACCUGCUACAACUUCAUGUGCCAUACGAGACUGCAUGUUCCACUGGGGCCCCUCCUCAACUUCAUCGUUGGUGAGAAUGGAAGUGGCAAGAGCGCUAUCUUAACUGCUAUUACGCUGUGCUUGGGCGGAAAAGCUAGCGCGACAAACCGUGGCGGGAGCCUGCGAAGUUUUGUUAAAGAAGGCGAAGAUCAUGCCAGCCUGGUCGUCCAGAUCAAGAAUCAAGGUCCCGAUGCAUACAAGCCUGAACUGUACGGAGAAUCGAUUACCGUAGAACGGCAUUUCAGCAAAUCCGGCUCUAGCGGUUUCAAAUUGAAGGCAUCUAGCGGCAGGAUUAUCUCCACCAAGAAGGGCGAUGUUGAUGACAUCGUCGAAUAUUACUGCCUCCAAGUCGACAACCCGUUGAAUGUGCUCUCUCAGGAUAAUGCGCGCCAAUUCCUAAAUGCUGCCACUCCCGUCUCUAAAUACAAAUACUUCGUCCAGGGUACUCAGUUGGAGCAGCUUGAUCAAGACUACCAACUUCUCCAGGAAACCCUGGAGGCGAACGAAACGAGAUUGCUUGCAUUUCAGGAGAAUAUCACGUUCUUGAAAGAGAAGAGCGAAAAGGCUAUAAAGCUAAGAGAUGCGCUCACUAAGAGCGCAGAGAUGCGUAGGCAGUCAAAGAUUUAUACAAAUCAGCUGGCAUGGGCUCAAGUCAUGGAGCAGGAGAGCAUUUUGCAACAGAAUGAGAAUGCUAUACUCGCAGCCCAAGAAGAUAUCAAUAGGAUGGAGGUGACUAUUGUAGAGAAGACAGAAUACCUCGAGACCAUUGACAACAAGGUCCGAGAAGCCGAGGAAUCCUUGAAUACCCUAAAACAAGAGGAAAGCGAGUUCAAAGAACAGGAAGAAGAAGCAAAGACAAAUUUCAACGAUGCCAGAGCAUCGAUCGAACAGACUCAUACGCAAGAACGAGACAUCCACCAAAGACUCACCAAUGCUUCACAGAAGGUCAAAGACUAUGAGAAGAAGAUACGCGAAGAAGAGCGACGUCUAGAGGAAGUAAAUGGUGGAGCCCUUGCUGAGAAGCAAAAAGAGCUAGAGGAGGCCAAACGUGCCAUAGAUAACAUCAGGGAGUCUCAGAAGUCUCAUGCCGAACAAAGCUCGCAUAUUAUCAACGAACUUAAUGAAGCCCAGAAGAAGGUACAGGAUUCGGAAGAGCUCGUUAGUCAGAAGCAACAAGAAGUUUCAACAGCUGAGUCCCGAUUACGAACGCUGUCACAAAAUCGUAGCGACCCAUUCGCCGGUUUCGAACCGCGAGUCCCUCAACUCUUGCGCCUCAUUGACAGCGACAGUGGCUUCUCACAGAAGCCUAUUGGCCCUAUCGGCACACUUAUCCAAUUAACUAAACCUAAAUGGUCGGCAAUUCUGGAAAAGGUUUUGGGGUCAGUCCUGAGCGGCUUUAUCGUCGCUAAUCGACCUGACCAAGUACGGUUAUCCUCUCACAUGGAGAGGCAAGGAAUCCGAAACUGUCCCAUCUUCAUAGGUUCGCGAGCCUCUCUCAAUAACUUGAGAGAGCCAGAUGAAAGUUUUGAUACGAUACUAAGAGUGUUGAAGUUCGAUGAUCCGCGAGUGAGAGAUCAACUGGUCAUUAAUCAGAAUAUUGAGCAAACCAUUCUGAUUGAAGAUCGAGAACAGGCGGAACGUGUCAUGUUCGACGGGCAACAAUCGGAGAACGUCGUCGCUUGUUUGUCUUUUCACGACAAGAAGAGGGGCCACGGUCUACGGCUCACCCGACGUGGUAGAAACAUUGGCACCACCCCUAUUACCCCCAAUCUUGACCAGAAGUCUCGUAUGAAGUCAGAUGACAUGGAGUCACAGAUCGAUUUCUUCAAAGAGAAUUUAGAACAACUGCGGGCGGAGUUCCGAGAUUUGGACAUGUCAAGAAGAACUCUUCAGCAGGCGGCUCAACGCUGUACCCAAGCCGUAAAUCAGCACAAGAGGCAGGGGGCUAGCUUUGAGAAAGAACUACGCAAUGCCCAAGCUCGGGUUACUCACAUUGAAGAAGAGCUUGACAAAUUUGAAGGGGCUGACAAUAAAUUGCAAGGAUAUAAGAAUGACCUCCAGGAAGCCCAAAUCCAGAAAGAUCACUAUGGCAACCAGUUUGGCGAGCUGGCCAUGCAAAAACAAGAGAUGAACAGGGAGGCCGAGAGUCUUCACGAGAUAUUCAAAAAGGCUAAGGUGGCUUUCCAGGACCAUAAAGCAAAAAUCAGCAAGGCUGAAGACAAGGUUAAGAGACUCGAGGAAACCCGACGACUUGCCCUAGGGGAGAAGAACCGAGCUCACGCCAAUAUUGAUAUGGCGAAGGCUGCAAAAGGCGAAAUGGAGAGGUCCAAGGAGAAACAAGCGGAUGUUGUUGCCGAUUAUAUUCGGCAAGCAAGCGCUGUCGCACCUGAGCGGGCUUACAUACCCGAAGGAGAGUCCGUUCGGAGUAUCGAACGCAAGUUUGAGUCGAUUAAGGAGCAGCUAAGAAAAAUCCGUGGCCAGCUGGGUGCGUCGGACGAAGAGAUUCAGAAUCGCGCGUCGCAGGCAAUUCAAGAAUACCGGGAGGCUAAGAAAAGCCAUAAGAACCUAACCUCACUGGUAGACGAGUUGAAAAAGGCCUUGAUGGAUCGGCUACGUAAAUGGAGAACGUUCCAGCGACUUAUAUCUGCACAUGCUCGAUGCAAUUUCAACUAUCUUCUGAGCGAGCGUGGUUUCAGAGGUGAGCUUUUCCUCGACCAUAAAGCCAAGAGACUCCAGGUCCAAGUCGAACCAGACGAGACGAGAAAGACCAGCUCGGGGCGAAACACGAAGACAUUGUCUGGUGGAGAGAAGUCGUUUUCUUCUAUCUGUCUCCUCCUUGCCAUCUGGGACGCGAUGGGAUCUCCACUGCGAUGCCUCGACGAAUUUGACGUCUUCAUGGAUAACGUCAAUCGUGCCAUUAGCACCAACAUGCUAAUUACCACAGCUCGUCGCUCCGUAGGCAAGCAAUUCAUUCUUAUCACUCCCAACGCCAUCGAAGGCCGAGCAAAGAUUGACAAAGAUGUCAAAAUCAUCAGACUGACCGAUCCUCGACAACGACUCAUCACGGACCAUUGAGUACACUAUUGUGAUACCACAUAGGAUUGAUUCCUGGGGCAUUCAUCCGACCAGGGGGCGUUCCGGAGUUGGCUUGGGGAGUGUAGGUAGAAGCUAGAUGGUCUGUCUAGGGACUUCGAAAAAAUUCAUGUUGAUACGGCACCAAAAGAGGUCACUGAGGAAAUUUUCAGUCAUAGACUAUCAGUAACUUCAUCGCUGUUAUGUGAGAUGAUGUAUGAAUAGUGACUAGUUGCGAAAUGCUAACUGCUUGAACCUCGGGC
This is a messenger RNA of Annulohypoxylon truncatum, 4056 nucleotides long. Its product is annotated as P-loop containing nucleoside triphosphate hydrolase protein. Gene Ontology annotation, molecular function: ATP hydrolysis activity; damaged DNA binding; single-stranded DNA binding. Gene Ontology annotation, cellular component: site of double-strand break; chromosome; Smc5-Smc6 complex. NCBI's taxonomy places the organism in Eukaryota, Fungi, Ascomycota, Sordariomycetes, Xylariales, Hypoxylaceae. The record is from RefSeq and is a predicted model, not a curated record. The transcript is spliced from 4 exons. The coding region runs from base 290 to 3796 and encodes 1168 amino acids. Gene Ontology annotation, biological process: double-strand break repair via homologous recombination; chromosome organization.